Molecule: messenger RNA, 963 nt
Organism: Mercurialis annua (annual mercury)
Lineage: Eukaryota; Viridiplantae; Streptophyta; Magnoliopsida; Malpighiales; Euphorbiaceae
Exons: 3
Coding region: 148-963 (271 amino acids)
Source: RefSeq, a predicted model, not a curated record
CUCAUCAAAGGGUUUUUCUUUCUUCUGCGAGGUACCUCGCAGAAUCAAAGAAAACCCACAUCCUUCAUUAAUCUCUUCAAAAUAAUCUCAAUUAUCUCUUAAUUAUCUUUUCUAUUAAUUAAUAUCUUCACAAAUAUUUUUUGAAAAAUGGAGGUACAUCCAAGAGUGAACUCCAUGGUAGCCAAGAGGCUGUGGAAUGUAUUAAGAGUCAGCUUCUUAAUGCUCAGAAAAGGAUUCGUAUCGAAAAGAAAAUUGAUGAUGGACAUGAAUUUGAUGAUGAAGCGAGGAAAAUUCUUAAGAAAAUCUUUAAGCAAUCUUCUUUCUCACCACCAUCGUUCAAGAAAUGGCAGGUAUGGGUUACAGGAGUAUGAAUUUUCAUGCAGUAACAGUCCAAAUCCUGUUUUUUUCCACCUGCCAAAGCGAAAACACCAUUAUUAUUUUCCUUGUAUCAAUCAACCUCAAGUCAUUGAAGAACAAGAAGAAGAGAAUGGUCAUAAGGCCAUGGUGAUGAUGCUGCCAAUAACUCCUGAAUAUUCAUUCAACAUUCAUCUUGAUUCUUCUUAUGCGUAUGAUUUCGCUCCCGGAGAACAGAAGCAUAGCCCUUCGCAGUUUUCCGUAAGGAUAUCGGAUUACUCAUCGGAAGAAGAGAAUUGUGAUAGUGUUGGGAUUAAUGAAAAAGUUGAUGAUGAAGCUGAGGAAUUCAUUACUAGGUUUUAUGAACAGCUAAGGGUACAAAGAGAGAUUCUUUUUCUCAAAAAAUGCCUCCCCAAUAUAAAAGAUUAUGGAUUUGUGCCCCAAAACACAAAAAUUACAUUUUUGUGCCUGGGGCCCACGCUGCCCGCAAUGGCUCUUUACGGGCAGAAAUCUGGCCCGCAAAGAGCCAUUGCGGGCCAGUUAAUCCAGCUGAUUAACAGUUGGAUUAAUUCUCAAGCAGCCCGCAAUGGCUCUUUGCGGGCUGCUUAA